Molecule: messenger RNA, 3527 nt
Organism: Schistosoma turkestanicum
Lineage: Eukaryota; Metazoa; Platyhelminthes; Trematoda; Strigeidida; Schistosomatidae
Source: the annotation of a GenBank genome assembly
GUUUUAAAAAGCAAAUAUUCGAAAACGAGACGCUCAUAUCUAAGCUGCAUAAUUUGAAAUAGCUGUGACCUUCGGCUAAGGUCAAUUACUCUCGAAAUUCACUUGGUACUUCUCUUAAUAUUUUUGCUUAGAACCGAAGGGUUAAUCAAUUCGUUUGUCUAAUUAGCAAUUAUAGAACUAAUUCCUGUGUCACUCGUAGCUGCUCUGUUACUUUAAAAUUCCGGAUUCAUGGGAGAUUCAAAUAUAUUUCUAGUAGUUAAUACUUGUUACACGUAUGGACUAUCGAAUACGUUUUCUUUACGAAGGCCAUCUGUAUAUCUCCAUUUUAUCAUUUUUGCGCAAGUUCUGGCCGUAGUUUGUUCUUCAAUUACAACAGUUGCAAACGAUGUUCAUUUUAGUUCGCCAGACGACCUUUCUGAAGCAAUUGAUGAUCAAAAUUUGUCCACAAACAAUUUUAAAUACGAAGAGUCAUCACCGGAUGACAUCGUCCUUGAAGAUACAUGGAGGUAUAAACCGUUUCCCGGUGUACAAAUACCAGUUGCUCGUUCCCCCCACCCAACAUUUGGAUCACCAUGGCCAUUACCACAUAGUUGGUUAUCAUCUUCAUGUUAUUAUAAUGUGGAUAUAAAAAAAUUUCACUUUAAAUUCAUUAAAACCUCAAAUAAGAUUCUACAAUCAGCUGUAAAUCGAUACACGCAUAUAAUACAAAAUUUAUUUGGUAUUUCUGUGUACCCAAAAGUUUGGCAACAUAAAAAUUUUCAGUCGAGAUGUGAGAAACCUGUUACGGGAAGUCAGGGUAUUCCCUUCCGCACUGUUUUAAGAACGUCAAACGGUGUAUCUCAUAAUUUUAUAUCUCAACAAAUAUCUUACUUAAUGCACAAGUAUGGAUUACCUGGACACAGUGUAUUGCAUAGCGGAAUUCAAAAAUAUGCUUUGUUAUAUGUGAUAAAUUCUGAUUCACAAUUGCCACAUAUUAAUAUGGAUGAAUCUUAUAUUCUGGGCGUUUCAGAAAAUGGCAUUUUCAUUAUCGCUAAUGAAACAUGGGGCGCUUUGAGAGGUUUAGAAACACUUAGUCAGUUAAUGUGGACUACAAAAGAUCAAUCUCAAAUUUUUGUUAAUCAAACGUACAUCGUAGACUUUCCGCGUUUCAAACAUCGUGGACUAAUGAUUGACACUUCUAGGCAUUUUAUGAGCAAAUCUGUUAUUUUAUUGAACUUGGAAGCUAUGAGUUAUAACAAAUUAAAUGUUUUACAUUGGCAUAUUGUGGAUGACCAGUCAUUUCCUUAUCAAAGUAAUGUAUUUCCUGAACUUUCAGCUCAGGGUGCUUAUCGAGAAGACUUGGUUUAUACAUCAAAUGAUAUUAAGGAAAUUUUGGAGUUUGCUCGAUUGCGAGGCAUUCGUGUUAUUCCUGAAUUCGAUAUACCAGGUCAUACCAGAAGUUUGUCAUUAUCUCAUCCAGAAAUAAUGUCUCAAUGUUCUAAGAGCGGUCAUUUUGGUCCACUCAAUCCAGUAUCAAAUAACACAUAUGAAUUUUUGGAAAAUUUACUCCGUGAAGUUUUCCAGUUAUUUUUAGAUGAUUCUAUUCAUCUAGGCGGUGAUGAAGUUGAAACAAUAUGUUGGGAACGUGAUCCUAAAAUCUUAAAUAAUGUCGAGUCUACUGGGCAGUUCAGUUCAACAUUUUGGACUAACUAUUUUUGGAGACGUGUACAGAAUUUAGUUACUGAAAUAGGCCGGAAGAAUCCUCAAUUAAAACGAAACUUAAUUUUAUGGCACGAUGUCUUACAUCAGGUGACCGAGUUUAAAAAGUCGCAGAUAAUUCAAGUCUGGAAUGGUCGUCCAUCAGAUUCUUUAUCUCAAGGUUAUAAUGUUAUCUAUUCAAGUUGUUGGUAUUUGGACUCACUUAAGGAUAUUAAACAGUGGACAAAUUUUUAUUUGUGUGAACCAGCUGACGAUGCUCCAAUGGGAACUGAACAACAAAUUAUUGGUGGUGAAGCUUGCAUGUGGAGUGAAUAUCAAUCUGAUUACACAGUUCUAACAAGAAUUUGGCCAACUACAAGUGCUGUUGCAGAACGCCUUUGGAGUUCGAAAAACAUAACUAACUUAGAAACUGCUGGUCCGCGCAUCGAAGAACAAAGAUGUCGUUUAAUAAAUCGUGGUAUACCGGCUGGUGUUCUUCUCGGUCCAGGAUAUUGUGAUGGUGGUAAACUGAUGCCAACAUGGAAUAUCAAUGAAAUUAUGUUAGAUGAGUACAAAAAUAUCAUGAACCGAAAAAAAUCAAACAAUAAUUCUGUAAUUGAUGAAUAUAAGAAUGAUUAUUAUUAUUACAAUGAAAGACCUUCUAGUCUAUGGAAUAGUACAGAUAUGGUAAUCGGUUUUUUCAUAGGUAUCUUAAUUACUUUAUUAUUUCGUCACCGUAAUUUGUUGCCGUUUCGGAAAGUUAACUGUAAUUUCUUAGUUAGAUGUACAACGUGUCUAUUGAUUUUGACUUUCAUAACAGUUUUAAUUAUCUUUAGUCAUACUCGUUCUAUAUUUGUAUAAUUUUCAUAAAAUCCCAUUAUAUUUCAGUCUAAUUGCUAAAUUUUAAUUAGUAUACGUUCUUCUGUAUUUCUUGAAGAGUUUGCUGUUUAUCUAUGCACUCUUAAUUUUUUGAUCUUAUUUUGUAUAGAUUAUGCUGUUUUAUUGGUUGCACUUUGAAUUCAUGAUUCUGAUAAUUUUUCGUACUCUCCGUUUUUCUGUAUGAAAUACCUUUUUACUUGUGCUAAAAAUUCUCCUCCAGACGCAUAUUUACUUAUCUAAAUAAUGUUAUCUUUAAAUUGAGUCAUGUGAUGUAUUUGUUUUUAUAACUUAGCAAUUAUAUAUGUGUGCAUACACUUCAUUUAUUCUAUCCACUAUGUUGUGUGCCACAUUAUCUUAUUACUUUCCAUUAACCAUUUUAUUAUCAUCACAAACAUGAAAAACUGUUGCAUUGGCUGCAACAAUCACGAAACAAACAUAAAUCUAGUUAUCACUGUCUUUCCUAUAUAUGAAUCUCUGUUUAUGAAAAUGAAGCAGAAAUCUCAAUCCUCAGUUCAGUCAGUAAUUAAUUAUCUUCAUUUUAUUUUAUCCCAGUUUACGGAGUUUUAAUUGUGUUAUCAUCAUAUUGUUUUUAGUUAUGCUGUCUUUUGUUUAUUUUAUGUACGUUUUAGUGUCAUUUGUGGUUGUGUUGCUGCUUAAACGGAAAAUAAAACACUUUCUUGUUUAAUUCACCUACACAUAGUACUCUCUUCUAUUCACAAUUAAUGCAUACAUAUUUAUUUUUGACUUUUUUUGAUUUGCAUGUGUUAUUUGGUGUUUUAUCUCUUCAUUUUCCUAAACCUUAUUGCUAUUAAGUUUCCAGUGGAUGUUUGUUUAUUUGCAAGAGACUUUCAGUCUGGUUUUGAAACCAAAAUAAGAUGCGUUUACAUGAUAUGUGUAUUGAGGUAAAACGCAAAUUUGUCGAAUUGAAAAAUUUUAACAUUGCGAUCAAAUAAAAAUAAAUCUUUUUAUGA